UCAAUACAUCUCUUGCAAGCUGGUCUGGCUUCAUCGCAUUUGACACGUCGUCCCUCUGGGCAGAGAUCAAGCGCGGUUUCUUGCUUACUUGCAGGUAAAACACCCAAAUCGACUCUUACGAUGGUUCUGGCGUUUGGCAGCGUCUGCUUUGGAGGGAGCGUUGGAUUGUGAAGUCCUGGGAUCCUUUUUGACGAUAUGCAUCACGUAGUUCCAACCUUCGGGCUUGUACACUGUCUUCUCUCUUCUCUCUCCUGUACCGAGGACACUCAAUGCGACGUGGACAUAAUACCUUCAAUAGGUAUGCUGGGGCAGCAGGAACAUUCUGGCGCGGUUAUCGCGGAUCUUGAUGGCGAUUUCCUUCUUUGGAAUUACCCGAAAGCCUUGCUGUCUCGCGGCUCAGUUGCUUUGUGGCUUAAAGGAGAGCGAAUAACCGUUAAACACACCUAAUGUCACGAGGCUUGGCUCUAGGCUUGGGGAGCGGGUGAGAGUGGCCCCUAU
This is a messenger RNA of Hyaloscypha bicolor E, 498 nucleotides long. RefSeq lists its product as uncharacterized. The record is from RefSeq and is a predicted model, not a curated record. Bases 196 to 447 code for a protein of 83 amino acids. Lineage: Eukaryota; Fungi; Ascomycota; Leotiomycetes; Helotiales; Hyaloscyphaceae. The transcript is spliced from 2 exons.